AAGAAGAAUACGAAAGCUUCAAUCUCUGAGCUUCUGGAUGACUUAAGUUCAGUGCCAACCACUCUUGAUCAUUCUCUGAAUGCUGAAACAGCAGCUAAAAACAACCAAGCAGGACAAAAUCAAGCUGAACUGGCCAAAUCAGAAAGGGGGUCCACUGAAGAUGGUGGGCAUCAGAAUAAAAGCUGUAAUCCAUUGAACUCUGAUCAGAAUCUGGAAAGUGGGACCAAAAAUCCCAGUGAUACCACUGAUAUCACAUUUCAUUCAGAACAAGCACUAGAAAAAGGCAAUAAAAAUGGUGCAGCAGUUCCAGGGGAGAAGGUGGAGAAGGAUGUUGUAGUUGAUGAACAGCUACCUUCUAGUGGAGAACAAAACAAUAAAAUAAAGCAGGAAGAAAAAGCAACUGAAAAGGGGAAUACCUGUGAGAAAGCAGCAACCCCAAUAAAAGGAACUGAGGAGAAAGGGGAAGCUCAUGCAUCAAAUGAGAAAAAGCAACAAUUUGAUCAGAACAGUAAGAACCAACAGAAAAACAGAAGCCAAAUGAACUUCGGAGAUGAUAUUACAGUAUACUUUCAUGCCAUACUGUCUAAGGACUUCAAACUGGAUCCCAAGAAUCAUAAAGUGUUUGUCAGGGCACAAGGCAUUUCUGGAUAUCGGGACUGGAAUAAUGUCUGUGAGCUGACUUGCUCAGAGAAUCUUGGACAGCAUGGCUACUUGCUUGAAGGCUGGGUUACUAUUUCUAAGGAUAACAUGAAUAAAUGGAUUCCCUAUAAAUACUAUGUUUUGUGUGGCAAGGGAAAAUGGGAAUUCAUUUAUAAAGUUUGUCAUGAAGGGCAAGUUGUGAAUCGUUGUAUGUUCAUACCACAGGAUAAACUAAGUGGUACAGAAUGGCACCAGUAUGAUGAUAUAAUAUGUGCUGACCCUGAUUGGUGGAACCGUGUUAAAGAGCGUAUUCCAGGAAUGAAAAAUGCCGAGAAAAAUGUUGUGGAAGGGAAGCAAAUAGCAGCAAAAGUAAUGCUGAAGGGCCUCUUUAGUAUGCUCCACUCUUGGACUCCUAUCAAUGUCAAGAAUUUUUUCCAACAAUUCUAUCAGUUUUAUUCGGUGAAUAGUAAACCAUGGAUACAUGACGGGAGACCAGUUGUAUGGACAGCUUUAGAGUUUGGAGCUGAACAGGUGAAACAGUUGAUAUUGGAUUACUUAAGAGAAUCAGCUUGUCAGUUUAUUGACCAGAACAGUACAAAUUCCUCAUCUCACAACACAUUAGUUCGGGAUAAACUUGGCCUAGCAUUAAUCUUCCUUCAGUUAGGAGAACGUUACAAUCUUCCAAUAUCAGAUGGGGAUCUGAUACAACUAUGCAGAAGUCUAUGUUUGGAGAAGCCACGAGAAGAAGUAAAGAAUGAAAUCCAUUCUAUCAAAGAUGUGUUUUCAGAUUCCCUGUGGAUUAAGCGUUGUUUGAUUGACUUGUACAACUCCUGCAUUGAAAAGCAAAUCCACCAGUGGGUGUGGACAAUCCCAGUUCAUCAUCUCUUCAGUGCUUCCAUUGACUCUCAUUGUUUCCAUGUGAAUUCUCUACUUGACUCUGAAGAGAGGUGGGCAGGCCUGGAAGGCCUCAUGUUUGCUGAAUACAGGAAUAAGUGGCAGUACUCCAGAAAGAGGGAGUUACUGAAGCUAAUGAAAGAAAAGAAGUCCUUGGUGCAAGGAGACAGAGCAUUGUACAAGUCAUGGUUCUCCUUGCUGCCUCUGAGGGACUUGAUAGAGUUUCUCACUGACUUUUCGGCAGACCUCUUGGACUGUCUUGUGGGAACUUUUCAUAGGUUGAAGAACGUGGAAACUCGAUGGAACUAUGAGUUAUGA
This is a messenger RNA of Sphaerodactylus townsendi, 1851 nucleotides long. RefSeq names its product E3 ubiquitin-protein ligase RNF213-like. Gene Ontology annotation, cellular component: cytosol; membrane; nucleolus. NCBI's taxonomy places the organism in Eukaryota, Metazoa, Chordata, Lepidosauria, Squamata, Sphaerodactylidae. Gene Ontology annotation, molecular function: ATP hydrolysis activity; ubiquitin-protein transferase activity. Bases 538 to 1851 code for a protein of 437 amino acids. Gene Ontology annotation, biological process: ubiquitin-dependent protein catabolic process; negative regulation of non-canonical Wnt signaling pathway; sprouting angiogenesis. The transcript is spliced from 10 exons. The record is from RefSeq and is a predicted model, not a curated record.